This is a messenger RNA of Microthlaspi erraticum, 876 nucleotides long. The record is from the annotation of a GenBank genome assembly. Lineage: Eukaryota; Viridiplantae; Streptophyta; Magnoliopsida; Brassicales; Brassicaceae.
AUGGGUGCAACUGGCUCCGGAAAAUCAUCACUCUCCGUUGAUCUUGCUUUACGUUUCAAAGCGGAGAUCAUCAAUUCUGACAAAAUGCAGUUUUACGAUGGCUUGAAGGUAACGACGAACCAAUCGACUAUGGCAGAACGUCGUGAAGUGCCACAUCACCUUCUCGGUGAACUAGACCCGGAGGACGGAGAAGUCACAGCCGCAGAAUUCCGCAACAUGGCGGCUCAAACCAUCUCCGGUAUUACUUACCGCAAGAAGCUCCCAAUCCUUGCCGGUGGAUCCAACUCCUACAUUCACGCUCUUCUUGCAAACUCUUUUGAUCGUGAAAGCUAUCCGUUUUCUCCCAGUGGAUCAAUCUGCUCCGAGUUGCGUUAUGAUUGCUGUUUCAUUUGGAUAGAUGUGGAGCAGCCUGUGUUAUUUGAGUAUCUCUCUUUACGUUUGGACAAGAUGAUGAAAACAGGUAUGUUCGAAGAGAUCGCUGAGUUCCACCGCGCCAAAGAGGCCCCGAACGAGCCAUUGGGGAUAUGGAAGUCUAUAGGGGUGCAAGAGUUUGAUGCUUACCUAAAAAUGUACAAGUGGGACAAUAACGUGGAGAAAUGGGACCAUGUGAGAAAGGAGGCUUAUAAGAAGGCGGUGAGAGCGAUAAAAGAGAAUACGUUUCAGCUCACUAAGGAUCAAAUCAAGAAGAUCAAGAAGUUGAGAACUGCCGGGUGGGAUAUCAGAAAGGUUGAUGCUACGGCGUCAUUUCGGGAGGCGAUUAGGGCAGCCAAAGAAGGUGAUUGUGGAGAUGAGAUGCAGAGAAAAAUAUGGAAUAAGGAAGUGGUGGAACCGUGUGUGGAGGUUGUGAAGAGACAUUUGGAACAACCGAUCAAUUGA